This is a messenger RNA of Megalobrama amblycephala (Wuchang bream), 5322 nucleotides long. RefSeq names its product forkhead box O3b (gene foxo3b). NCBI's taxonomy places the organism in Eukaryota, Metazoa, Chordata, Actinopteri, Cypriniformes, Xenocyprididae. Gene Ontology annotation, cellular component: nucleus; mitochondrial matrix. Gene Ontology annotation, biological process: regulation of transcription by RNA polymerase II. Gene Ontology annotation, molecular function: DNA-binding transcription factor activity, RNA polymerase II-specific; RNA polymerase II cis-regulatory region sequence-specific DNA binding. The transcript has 4 exons. The record is from RefSeq and is a predicted model, not a curated record. Bases 779 to 2737 code for a protein of 652 amino acids.
UAGGGGGCAGGUCCCUGUCAGCGGUAGAGGCUGCGUUUCUUUUUUCACCCUCCUCUAGUCACUCAGUCCUAAGUUGAGCUCGCUUGAGUGCUGACAGACGAUUAGAGCAGAUAGUCCUCCUGUGCCUUUAGAUAGAUAGGUGCAGAAAGAGAAGGGACUUUCUAGAUGGGAAUUUUCCGCACUGUACCGUCCGUGACGUCGAGGCUUUGGCGCGCGCUCUAACAAGGCACUGUCAAUAAGUGAUAGUUACGUCUCUACCUUUAACUGUUAAAUGGACUUCUGAAUGCGAAGUGACAUAGGGGUAAACUGGCACAAAAUGAUCACUGCAGUCUUCGAGCACGCUUAGUUCUGUCCUCGUUAUUGUAGUUGUCUUGAGCUGACAUAACGGCGUUUUGGUAAUAGCCCGCUGAAUGUGCUUUGGCUCUGACAGUUCAGUUCUUUUGUCACUACAGUGACUUACUGCUUGUGAUGGUUGUGUGCAGUGACGUUGUAGCGCUUUGUCCGUGGCUACUGGCGGGGUGCGCUGGAGAGAUAUAGUUGUAUUACAUCAGUGCACCAAGUGACUGGAGUGCGACACAGAGGAGAAACGGCUCUAGCUGAAUGGUGAGUGUUGAGGGAGGGGUGUUAAUGAUCAUUAAGAGUUGCACUGCACAAGAAGCGUUAAGCACCAUUUAGAGUUCAGGUGCAUUCAUGGAAUGCGACUGUGACCGCUUCCCACUGCCUAUCUAACUUUGACUGAGACAGUACAGAGGAGCAAAAGAGAAGGCUGGUAGAGGCAAUGGCGGAGACAACCCUUGAACCACUGACCUCGCUGGAUGUUGCCAUCGAUCCAGAUUUUGAGCCACAGAAACGGCCGAGAUCAUGCACUUGGCCGCUGCCGGAGUCUAGUUCGGCAAAGCCUGCGUCCAAUGACACUGACAUAAUCCCAGAGGAAGAGGAUGAUGAGGAUGACAGCGCGAUGGCAAUCAACGGCAUGGGUGAAGGAGAGGACAACGGCAGCCCAAGCCUGGCAGAGGAACUGCAUGCCAUUAGCGGUCAGGAGAACACUGACUCCCCGCUCUCCUCUCAGCCUGCUUCUGCGACCACAGCGAGUCCGGGGGCGAGCGGUCAAGGUAGCCAACAGCAGACUCCCCGGAAGUCAUCUUCAAGGAGGAACGCGUGGGGCAACCUGUCCUACGCAGACCUUAUCACGAAAGCCAUAGAGAGCACCCCAGACAAGAGACUGACACUGUCCCAGAUCUACGACUGGAUGGUCAGAAGUGUCCCGUACUUUAAAGACAAAGGCGACAGCAACAGCUCAGCUGGUUGGAAGAACUCCAUCCGGCAUAACCUGUCCUUGCAUAGCCGUUUCAUCCGUGUACAGAACGAGGGAACUGGAAAGAGCUCGUGGUGGAUGAUCAAUCCUGAAGGGGGGCGGGGAGGUAAAGCGCCAAGGCGACGUGCAGUCUCCAUGGACAAUAGUAACAAAUACACCAAGACUGCACGUGGGCGUGCAGCCAAGAAAAAGGCAGCGCUGCAGGCUGCCCAGGAGGGUUCGCUGGAGAACGUAUCUGCUGGUGGUCUGUCUAAGUGGCCAGGAAGUCCCACUUCCCGGAGCAGCGACGAACUGGAAUCCUGUUGGACUGACUUCCGCUCGCGAACUAACUCCAACGCGAGCACCCUGAGUGGCCGCCUGUCACCUAUUCUUGCCAAUCCAGAGCUUGAUGAUGUCCCAGAUGGCCCACCCCUGUCCCCAAUGCUCUACUCCAGCCCCAGCAGUCUCUCUCCUCCCUCAUCAUCUUCAUCAAACUCCAAAACGUGCCUGACAGAACUUCCAGGGCUAGCUGACCUGACUGGCACAAUGAAUCUCAAUGAGGCUGACAACCUAAUGGUCGAUCUGUUGGACAACAUCGCCACACAAGUCCAGGUUGUUCAAGGGUCUUCUACUUUUGGUUUUGGCUCCAAGAGCACUGCAUCACCCCCAAGCUCCUCAUCAUCCCAAACUGUGAGCAACAACACCGGAGGAUUCAGUAACCCCAUUUUUGGGCCUUCAGCAGGAGGUCUGCGUCAGACGCCCAUGCAGACCAUCCAGGAAAACAAGCAAACAUCAUUUUCUAGCGUUUCUUGUUUUGGAAACUCACUUCAGGAGCUGCUGAAUUCUGAUUCACUGGUCUCACACAGUCAUAGUGACGUUAUGAUGACGCAGUCAGACCCACUUAUAUCACAGGCCAGCACUGCCGUCACCUCUCAAAACUCCCGGCUUCGCAAUGGCCUCAUGCUUCGUAAUGAUCCCAUGAUGUCAUCAUUCAGUACUGUGCUCAAUGGGCGAAGCGGCCACCUCCAGAACAAGCAACACCAUCAGGGGUCCAAUUCCCAGGGUGCUUUCCGUUCCCUCUCCAACAACAGGGCGCAAAGUCUAGUUAAUGAUGCUAAUAAUUUAGUCUCCGCAAAGCAGCACCUCCAGCCACAGCCCUCCAUGUUGAUGACAGAGACAUCGCUUUACUCUGGCCUGAAUGGAAGUAACGGGGUAGGGAUCUGUCACCCCUCAGGAACAGAUCGUUUUCCCUCAGACUUGGACCUGGACAUGUUUAACGGCAGUCUGGAUUGCGAUGUGGAUUCCAUAAUCCGCUCUGAACUAAUGGAAUCUGAUGGACUGGAUUUUAACUUUGAUGCAUUGGUGCAAAACGCUGUUAGUCUGAAUCCUGUGGGAAACUUCACUGGGACAAAACAGUCCAAUCAAAGUUGGGUGCCUGGCUGAUGGCUGUCUCUUAGGUUCAGAACUGCAGAGAAAACGAAUAAAAUAACAACUACAAAAAAACUGCACAAAAAAAAAAACAUCCAAAAGACUUGAAGUCGAUCUUUGCCAAGAUUGCUGUCUACGGCAAGCACUGGAUGAUACGCCUGUUUACAGGUCCAUCUGUAAAAGCAGACCCAGACUAUUAACGAAAGACUGCCCAAUGGAGAAACACAAACUAACAGUGAACUCACAGAUCAUUAUGCAACAUUAUGCAAUGUUUGAAAUCAUCCCACUGUUAGACGUGAAGUAAUCUAAAGUGUUUAAAUAGGCCUGUUGUAGCUUUUCUGUCAUAAACUUAGUUUCCUUGGCUGGGGUCUCGCUCUGUUUUCCAUCACAAUUUUGUUAAAUGAUUGGCUACUCUUGUUAUCCUCUAAGCACUAACUGUAUAGUCAUUGAUCAAUAUAAGAGUACAACUAUGAGGUGGAGAGUUAACCUGAAAAAUUUCAGAGCUCAGAUGGAGUAGCUUGUCACGGUGCACUUCAUCCACCAUUUUUGGUUUUUAAUUCACUGUUACCAUACAGUAGUUAGUUCCCAAUCUGAAAUAUAGUUGCCUCAUAAUAAUACUUAAGUAAUACAUUUUUGUGAUUGAAUAUAACCUUAUAAGGAGUAAUUAAUUUGUGUGUACUGUCUGUAACUGUACAAAAAAAGUGGUAAAAUUGAAAGCUUAGCAGGUGGAGGCGUCUUAUUUAGCCAGCAAAGCUAUGUUUGGACUUCUCGCAUAUAAAUGUAGCCAAACGUAAUGAUUAAAUAAAUAUUAACUUGCAUCGUGGACAUUUCCAUGCCAUACCAGGUGCUAAAUGAUCAGUGUUGAUCCCUGUCCUGUAUUAAGGCCAUCUGUGUUUCCCUGGCCACAAGGACAUAGCAUAAUUGAUUAGGAUUAGUGUUUAGCAUCAUGGCAGCAUUCAAUGGUGGGUGGGCCUUUCCUCUGGGAGCAAUCUUUACUGAGCAAAAAAACAAUAAGCUAUCUUUUGUACAUUUGCCAAAUUACUUGAAAAUGUAGGAGAUGCUGGCAGCCAAAAUCACAAAAGACACACAGUGAAAUUUGGGGACUUUUCUGUCCCUGUAUGCAAAAUGCAUCACUAUUGCUCAGGGGAGAGUGGGGUCUCCAUUACAACAUCAGGGCCUCAUCUUGAAUUAACUGCAACCUGGCUGUACACAAUUUCAGAAAUGUUUUAUGAACAUUUGUACAUGAACAACAGUCUUCUGAAGUAAGGAGAUGAAGCUACAGGAAUUCAUCCUGUGUUGUUGUCAGUUUAUUAAUGUCUUUAUUGUUCCAUUGUGCUCAGCUAUUGUCACGAAUCAUGUACAAAUCCUAAUGUUCUGUGUUUCUGUCCCUCAGAGAAGGUUACCCUUCACUGCAUACUUCCAUGGAUGCAUGCAUGUAAAUGUACAUAUGCAUCAUGUGCAAUGCAUAUAUAUGUAUACAUCCUGCUAUACUUAUAAAAUGUAAUGAUAAUACAAAUAUGUCUUUCAAAGUCCACGUGUUGAACAAAAUAAUGUAAUUGUUACAUGGGGAGUUGGACAGACAUGGUUUAUAGCAGGGGUGUCAAACUAAACGUUACUGAAUGCAUUUAACUUUUUCAGAGUGCGUGAGCAGUACAUGCACUUCGCAAAUGAACAGAAUCAAUUUUAUUCUGCUCUAAUAACCAAUAAUGUGUUCAAACAAAAGGAGCGGAGAUGAAAUGUAACCAUUUCACACACACCUUUCGGAAUAUUUAUCAUACAACAUUGACAUGAAAGGAGAAGUUUAGAUGCAAGAACAUGCAACUGUGUAAAUUAAAGUGUUUAGAUGUCCUGCUGUAGCUAAAUGAGUACGAAAUAUUGAUAUGAGUGCUAAUGUUUUAGCUUAAUUUUACGUGUGCGUUUGACACACCUGCUUUACACCAUGAUUCCACACCCUAAAACUGCUUUCAUCAUAUUCAUUUUUCAAACUCACAUUGAACUGAUAAUAUCAAGUAUGCAAUAAAUUGGAAAAUCACCCAUAUAAGACAGCUGAAACUUGUAAAUUCUUUCAGAGACAAUAAUCUCACUGUCUCAAAAAUUGCCUUGCAUGUAUUCUUUCACUUCUUUCACUGGAAAAAAAAAAAAAAAAAAAAAAAAAACUUUAAAAUUCUAUUUUUUUCAGAUGACCAUUUCAGAUCUUCAAACAUUACAGGUUUUAUUUACACAUGCCCAUCGUGAUAAUCAGCAAAUACCACUGCUCCAGUGGCCUGCACAGAUCUCCGUAGGGGCGAAAUCGCGUUCCGGGGGGCACUGCAAUAUGGCCGAAAGGGCACUUUACUAUUUGCGAUUAAAGGGGAAGGGGCUCAAGCCCCCCCGGCACCUCCCUCCCCCAGUGCACGCCACUGCACCGUUCCCACAUUUUACCACCCUGUUCGUAGCCUUCCUCCCUCACCUCUCUUACCUUUGCUCUUUUACCUAUCUUAUAGUCAUAUGGCUUCUCUACUAGAUGUUUGUGAGUAUUUUUCCUGUAUACUCCAUUUUGAAUUGUAAUCUAGUUUGUAUAAGAAAUGGUGCGCAUGUAAAUAAAGCUUGGUUGAGCUAUU